UCUAAAAGGUUGGCUUCGAACCCGGAGUUCUUCGCCACGCUCGACUGGGGGAUACACCGCAUUUGCGGCGUGCAGAGGCGAGGCUUGGGCGGCGGCAACCGCUGAUUGGCAGUACAGGGGUGCCCGCCCCAUCUCCUGCUCCCCGCAAAAGCGGGACAGCCAAUCAGAGUGAGGACUGGUGGAACGGCCCCAAUCCUGGACCAGGGCGGGGUUACGGCUCAGGUAGACCCCAGGCUGGAGCUGUCUUGGAAGAGCUGCUUGACGGUGGCCGAAGUACUGAACAUCUAUCUAUCUACUCGCCAGGCAAAAAUCCCUCCCACGUUUAAGGGAAGCUAUGAGUCGUUUCCUGAAUGUGUUACGAAGCUGGCUGUUUAUGGUAUCCAUCAUAACGCUGGGGAACUCACUGCAGUGCUUCCGAGACCAUGCCUUUCUCUAUGAAAAGCUCUACACUGGCAAGCCGGAUCUAGUGAAUGGCCUCCAUGCUCGGACCUUUGGGAUCUGGACGCUGCUCUCAUCAGUGGUUCGCUUCCUCUGUGCCACCGACAUCCGCAACAAGCCGCUCUACCACAUCACACUCUGGACCUUCCUCCUCGCCCUGGGACAUUUUCUCUCUGAGUUGUUCAUAUAUAGGACGGCCACCCUCACGAUUGGCGUCCUGGCACCCCUGAUCGUGGCAAGUUUCUCGAUCCUAGCUAUGCUAGCUGGGUUCAGCUACCUAGAGGAGGAAUCAGUACCCAGACACAAGAAGAGAAACUGAGUCAGCAUCACCACCUCCAAGACUUCAUCUCCAUCCUGGCUGUCCUCUUCACUCAUCUUCUCUCCUCUUUAAUGUCUUCUUUUCUGCCCCAUCAUCAGCCCCCUUAUCCACUUUGAGCCUUUCAUGUUUUGGGGUUUUUACAUUAAAAAAAAGUUGAAGAUCCUUGCAUACAGAAAAGCACAUCUUAAAAUGGGUGCUGUGCCCCUCCGUCCAGAUAGGAUAUUGCCAGCACCGCAGAAGCCCCACUGAUACAGGCUAAGAGUAGGAAAUUUGGAAAGGAGGCAGCACAACAUCAAAACUGGCUCAUGCAAGGCCAGGUGUGGGGGUAAAAACGAUUAAUAUAGUUGCUAAACUAGCUAUAAAAAGAUUCAGAGCACAGAUUGGGAGGAGGAACAUGGAAUUAAGGACCACUGUAAAAAUCUCCAGUCCUUUCAAUUCUACCUGCCAAAGCAAAUAAAUUCCUCAAGUGUGAAGUCUGGAGUACAGAAGGGAAGAAGGGAUGUGGAAAUUGACAUCCAUUGUCCCUUCAAAUCUACCUAGUGGAGCCAAGUAAAGAAAGUGCGUAAUUGCCAACUGAUAACAAGCGUCGUCGUUCCCAAGGCCAGUCCCUGAAGCACCACCUGAUAACAAAUGUUGGGCGGCCAUCCAUCCGUCCAUCCAUCCUGCAACAUAUACUUACUCAGUCCAGGUAAAGAAAUUCCUUAAAGCGCCAACUGAUGGCAGGUACCAAACUGCUGUCGACCAGACGGAGGUUGAGGACCACUAGAGACUCCCCAGUCCUUUCGGAUUCUGCCUAAUCAAGUCAGCAAAAGUGAACUACACCACAGACGUCAGCCCCUCCCCACUGAAAGAUGUUACAAACACAAGACUGCCCCUCCAAAUGCACAGGACACUCUGCAAGUGUCUUUGACUCCCCACUUUUUAUAAAUGAACCUGGUUUUUUAAUAUAUCUAAAUCCUCAGUCUCGUGGAGAAACUCACCAUUGUGCCCCUGACGGGUGUCUCUGGUCAAACUUCGAGUUAACCCAGGGACCCCUCUCUGAACGCAACACCUCUCCAGACCAACAUCACCCCUCUGCUGCUCCCCCACCUGCAGCCUCGUCUAGAACCCCUUCUCUGGCCUUCACUUUCUUCCUUUUAUUUUCAUCUUGCUUUGAUUUGUGUGGUGGGAAGCCCAGAACUAUGAAGUGUAAAGCUACUGCUUCAGCCAGAGCAGUUGCCACCGAGGGCUGCCUCCAGGGUGGCCCACCCAGGCCGGGCUCCUCGCUGCUGCUGCUGGUGUACCCAAAACUAAAGCACCCAUGGCCAAGCAGUUCUUCAGAAGGGCUCCCUGAAGGUGGGCACAGCUCAUCUGUGCACAGAAGUCGGGGCUCUUUACUCUGUACUUGCAUAAUGAGCUUUAUAAUAAAGGGGAAAAACCUCCA
Messenger RNA from Condylura cristata (star-nosed mole), 2180 nucleotides. It is a transcript of the gene ERG28, whose product is annotated as chromosome unknown open reading frame, human C14orf1. The record is from RefSeq and is a predicted model, not a curated record. The coding region runs from base 335 to 757 and encodes 140 amino acids. The transcript has 5 exons. Gene Ontology annotation, molecular function: protein-macromolecule adaptor activity. Gene Ontology annotation, cellular component: endoplasmic reticulum; membrane. Lineage: Eukaryota; Metazoa; Chordata; Mammalia; Eulipotyphla; Talpidae.